Molecule: messenger RNA, 1679 nt
Organism: Plutella xylostella (diamondback moth)
Lineage: Eukaryota; Metazoa; Arthropoda; Insecta; Lepidoptera; Plutellidae
Gene: capt
Product: adenylyl cyclase-associated protein 1
Biological process (GO): cytoskeleton organization; cell morphogenesis; actin filament organization
Cellular component (GO): cytoplasm
Molecular function (GO): actin binding; adenylate cyclase binding
Source: RefSeq, a predicted model, not a curated record
AGCCAUAACAGUUUUACACUCCGCGGAGUUAGUGCUUGUUUGUUGUUCAUUUCACCGAAGUGCUUAGCUGUUUAGUAGUUCAAUAUGGAAGAGUCCAGCAUGCGGAGUUUGAUAGACAUGUUUGAGUCCCGAGUGAAGGCGAAUCUUGCUGGUGUUGAUGGGGAAAACGUGAUAGAUGCAACGAAUUUGGGAAGCGAGUUCGAGGCAGUCGUAGCGAGCCAGCACCCCGCGGCCGAGCUCGAAGCUCUGAUCGAGCGGCUGGAGCGAGUGACGUCACGGCUGGAGCGCCUGCCCGUGCUCGCCGAGCGCGCCCCCUCGCCCCGCACCCCGCCCCCGCACCCUCCCCAAGAGGCAGAACAGCUGAUCUUAGAGACUGACAACAUGAGUGUCAACGGGUAUCAGGAUAUUGUGCAGGGUCCGCUGCAGGCGUACCUGGAGCUGUCGAAGCAGAUCGGCGGCGACGUGGCCGCGCACGCCGCGCUCGUCAACUCCGCCUUCCAGGCGCAACUCCGCUACAUCCAACUGGCGACGCAGCGCAGCAAGCCGUCCCAGAACGAGGAAGUCUCGCUGCUCGCGCCCACCAGCGACCAGAUCUCCUCCAUCCAGCAGUUCCGCGAGAAGAACCGCACCUCGCCCUACUUCAACCACCUCUCAGCCAUCUCUGAGAGCAUCCCCGCACUUGGAUGGGUGGCGGUGUCCCCCACGCCCGCACCGUAUGUCAAAGAGAUGAAUGAUGCCGGCCAGUUCUACACCAACCGCGUGUUGAAGGAGUGGAAGGAGAAGGACAAGCGCCACGCGGAGUGGUGCCGCGCCUGGGUGCAGCUGCUGGCUGAGCUACAGGCGUAUGUCAAGCAGAACCAUACGACAGGGCUUGUGUGGUCCGGCCGCGGCUCCGGCGGCGCGCCCCCGCCCCCGCCCGGCGGCAUGCCCCCGCCGCCCCCCGCGCUGCCCGAGGUGGACUUCUCCAACAUGAGCGUGGACGACCGCAGCGCGCUCUUCGCCGAGAUCAACCAGGGCGAGGCUAUCACUAGCAGCCUGAAGAAGGUGACAUCAGACAUGCAGACGCACAAGAACCCGCAGCUGCGGCAGGGCCCCGCUCCGUUCAAGGCGGCCGGCAAAGCGCCCGGGAAGCCGCUGCCGGCACCCGGCGCGGGCGGCGUGGACAAGCCGCCUGUGUUCAUGCGGGACGGGAAGAAGUGGCUUAUUGAGUACCAGAAGGGCGCGAGCAACCUGGUGGUGGAGAACCCGGACAUGAACAACGUGGUGUACAUGUUCCGCUGCCGGGACUCCGCCGUCACCGUCAAGGGGAAGGUUAACGGCGUGGUGCUGGACUCGUGCACCAAGUGCGCGGUGGUGUUCGACAACCUCGUCUCCGGCGUCGAGUUCGUCAACUGCCAGUCCGUGCAGAUGCAGGUGCUGGGCAAGGUGCCGACGAUCUCGAUCGACAAGACGGACGGCUGCCAGGUGUACCUGUCCCCCGAGUCGCUGGACGUGGAGAUCGUCAGCUCCAAGUCCUCCGAGAUGAACGUGCUCAUACCGAAGGGGAACGGCGAUUAUUCGGAGCACCCGAUCCCGGAGCAGUUCAAGACGGUGCUGAGCAAGCCGGCCGGGCUCGUCACCACGCCCGUCGAGAGCAAGGGCUAGACCCCCCCCCCCCCCGCCCGGGACCCUGUCCACUA